This is a messenger RNA of Schizosaccharomyces japonicus yFS275, 2105 nucleotides long. Its product is annotated as nucleosome assembly protein Nap1. Lineage: Eukaryota; Fungi; Ascomycota; Schizosaccharomycetes; Schizosaccharomycetales; Schizosaccharomycetaceae. Bases 182 to 1345 code for a protein of 387 amino acids. Gene Ontology annotation, cellular component: nucleus. The transcript has 2 exons. The record is from RefSeq and is a predicted model, not a curated record. Gene Ontology annotation, biological process: nucleosome assembly.
UGCGACCAAUCCACUGGACAUGUCACUCGAGCAGGCAACGAUGGUUGGUGGUGAAAAAGCCACGGUUUUCCCGCGAUACUCCCGUGGCAAGCCUUGAAGGUACAGACCAGCUAACGAGACCACACCUGUUCUACCCUUAACCAACACCUCAACUUAGUUCAAGCAACCAUAGCUUUUAAAGAUGGCAGAGAACGUUGACAUUACUGGCAAGCGGGUCGACAAGCUUUCUGCUGCACCCACACCUCAUAACACGCCUUCUGGUACUGCUGCACCUAUCUCCAGUGCUAAGGCUCCCCAGUUUAUGACGAUUGAAGAGGGUGAUGAGGGACUUGGAGAGAAAUUGGGUUCCUUGGCCUAUGACAUCUCGUCAUUGCCAGCCAGCGUUCGUCGCCGUUUGUCUGCUUUGAAGGGACUUGAGGGUGAGCGCAACAAGUUGGAGGUUGAGUUCCAACACGCUAUUCUCGAGUUGGAAAAGGAAUUUUCCAAGAAAUACGAGCCUCUGUACGCACGGAGAGCCGAGAUUGUUCGCGGUGCUCGUGAACCCACGUCUGAGGAGAUCGAGAAGGGCGAGUACGACGUUGAGUCCAACGGCGAAGCCGAGCAAGAGAAGGCUGUCGAGACGAAGGGCAUUCCCGAGUUCUGGCUGACGGCUAUGAAGAACGACCUUAUGAUCUCCGAGGCCGUCACGACCGAGGACGAGGAGGCGUUGAAGCACUUGGUCGACAUUCGUCUCUCCUAUCCCGAGAAGCCUGGCUUCACACUCGAAUUUGAGUUUGAAAAGAAUGACUUUUUUACGAACACAGUGUUGAAGAAGACGUACUAUUAUGGCGAGCAGCCCACUCGCGAGAGCAUUUUCUUAUACGACCAUGCCGAGGGCGACAAGAUCGAGUGGCUUCCCAACCGCGAUCUCACUGUCCGCGUGGUCACGAAGAAGCAACGCAACAAGACCACCAAGCAGACGCGCGUCGUCAAAUCCACCGUCAAGCGUGACAGCUUCUUCGACUUCUUCACUGCUCUUCAGGUCGGCGAGGACGGCGAGGAUGCCGAGGUUGAUGAGAAUGGCGAGGACAUCGAUGAUCUUAUUGCGCGUGACUAUGAAGUCGCUGAAAACUUCAAGGAGCGUUUGAUUCCUCAUGCCGUUGAGUGGUUCACCGGCGAGAUUUUGGCCCUUGAGAAUUACGACAAUUUCAGUGACAUUGAGGAGGAAGACGAAGAGGAUGAAUUCGAUGACGAACAUGUUCUCAAUCUUAAGGACAAAACUAGUGCGGACGACGAAGACAGCUUGGUGAGCGACGACGACGAGGUCCAGAACAACCAAAACCCAACUGAGUGCCGUCAACAAUAGACGCUUUUUAGCAUUUUUUUUCGACAUACAGAUCGUUUUUGCAUAAUGCGAUGAAACACUAUACGCUUGACGUUUGACGUGGUUGUGCUGCGCAGUGCCAUCUCGCUUUUGUUGAGCGACACGUUGUGCAUCAACUGCCGAGAUGUUUGCAAGCCUUUGCUGUCUAAUCCCAUCAUCCGACCUAUACACCUACUUUUGUCUCACACCUCGUCUCCUGUGCGUCUGUCCCCCCUUGUGUUUUGUGCUAGCAUGCCGAAUGCUGUUCUAGUCUACCAUGCAUAACGCUCGAAGAUACGAAACUCAAAUACACACUCACACACACACACACACACAUAUACAUACAUUCAUACACACGCACGAGUGCACGCGCACACGUGGUGGUUCACCAAGAACACGGCAUUGGAAAGCGGGGAUCUCUCUAUUCUGUGUCUGCAGAUGUCGAUGCAAGCAAGGCCACUCGCAACAGCGGUCACCGGAUGCGUCCUCUGUGUUCUUCGUACGUUUGCGCGCUGGAUAUGUGUUUUUGGAAGCAAGGCUGGGCUGUUCCCGUGCAACACUGUUGAAUUUUUGUAUGCAGCUGGCUGGAGCUCCUCCUUCCUCUGUUCUUAGAGGGGUCGACGACUACUCGACAAGAUCUCUUCCGGUUCUCUCCGCAGCCGCUGUUGCCCCUUACAGCGCGAAACAAAACACGUAGUCACUUUUAGAAGGUUACUCUUAAUACUGUUCUUCGUUUUAGCGAACGGUUGAUCUGUGCAAAAUC